Messenger RNA from Salvia miltiorrhiza (redroot sage), 1510 nucleotides. Its product is annotated as NAC domain-containing protein 43-like. Gene Ontology annotation, biological process: regulation of DNA-templated transcription. NCBI's taxonomy places the organism in Eukaryota, Viridiplantae, Streptophyta, Magnoliopsida, Lamiales, Lamiaceae. The record is from RefSeq and is a predicted model, not a curated record. The coding region runs from base 149 to 1333 and encodes 394 amino acids. The transcript is spliced from 3 exons. Gene Ontology annotation, molecular function: DNA binding.
CAGCCACAGCCGCGGUGGCGCCCACCCCCCCACCCCACCCCACCCCACCCCCACCACCACCCCCAACUAGGUAGCUUCAUCCAUUCAUGGCCCCACCUCAGCUUAUAAGUUAUAAUUCCAUGCACAAGAUUUUGUUGUGAAGCAAACGAUGAGCAUAUCGGUGAACGGGCAGUCGCAGGUGCCGCCGGGGUUCCGAUUUCACCCGACGGAGGAGGAGCUGCUGCAGUAUUACUUGAAGAAGAAGGUUGUCUCGGAGAAGAUUGAUUUGGAUGUCAUCCAAGAUGUGGAUCUCAACAAACUCGAGCCUUGGGAUAUUCAAGAAAAGUGCAGAAUAGGGACGACCCCGCAGAACGAUUGGUACUUCUUCAGCCACAAGGACAAGAAGUACCCGACGGGGACGAGGACGAAUCGCGCCACGUGCUCCGGCUUCUGGAAGGCCACGGGCCGGGACAAGGUCAUCUACGGGAACUCCACGAGGAUCGGGAUGAGGAAGACUCUCGUCUUCUACAAGGGCCGCGCCCCCCACGGCCAGAAAUCCGAUUGGAUCAUGCACGAGUACAGACUCGACGACAACGCAACACCUAAUAAUAUUGCGGCCGCCUCUGUGUGCAACGGGGCGGGAGAGGGAGGGCAGGAGGAGGGCUGGGUGGUCUGCCGAGUGUUCAAGAAGAAAAGCCUCGGCCACAAAGCGUCGGACUGCAGUCCGAUCGGCGCGACGUGGCCUUCGCCCACGUCGAUGAGCACCAUGAAUUCAUGCAACGAGGCGAGUUUGGAGGAAAUGCUGCAGUCCAUGGGCACUCCUUCUAGAAGAGACUUCGAUACAGACAACAACAACGACAACAACAACAAUAACAACAACAACAACGACAACAACAACAGCUGCAACAGACGAUAUAUGAAACUCCCGGGGCUCUACAACUCAUCAUGCCGCACCCAAACAAACUACUACCAGCCGCUCAACCUGCAAAUGCUCGGCGGCGACGAGAUCGCCGCCGACUUCCCGACAUUCCUCUCCCAGCCGCCCGACGCCAUCGGGAUCCAGGACUGGGCGGCGCUGGACCGGCUCGUGGCGUCGCACCUCAGCGACGCCCCGAGCAAACCGCUGCACGCCGCACUGUCUCACGACAGUGCGGGUUCUAGGAUGACUUUUGGUUGCCCCGACGACCCGCUGCUGCACUUGCAGCAGCGGUCUUCGUCGUCGUCUUCGAGCAGACGCUACGGCGUCGCUGCGACGGCGGCGACGAAUGAUUACCAGAACGAAGGCGAUCUCUGGAGCUUCGCCCCGACGUGUAACGAUCAGCUGUGCGACGUGUCGGCCGUUCACCCCAUCUAGGGUAUCGUAUAAUUGAAGAAUGUAGUUAUAAUUAAUAAUGUGUCUUUACCAAUAAGUCAGAUCGAUUAGCUUUGAUUAAUUAUUAAUUGCAUACACUUUAUCAUACUCCUAUUUACGUGACUCUGUACAUAUAUAGUAUUCAAGGAAUUUGGAAUCUAUUGAUUGAAUUUAAUCACA